UCGAUGACGGCCUGUCACGUCAGUCGAGCUGAAGGCGGGAUCCCUCUCUCCAGGAAGUGAUCAUUGUUUAUUUCUUUGCAAGGCAUGCGAGGGACCAGAUCACAAAAGCGUAGGUUGUCAUCUCCGGUGUAAAGAAUGGAUGCAACCCAGAUGAUAUGCGACUCAAUCUUGGAGUCAGACGAGGACGAAGAGAAUGCCGAUGCAAGAGCAGAGGCUGGGCCACUGGCGACCCUUCGUGUUUUUAAGAAUGAACAUAUACCUGAGAGAGUGCUACCUUUAUAUUUGGGAGAAAAUGUGCUUGGCCGUGACCCCAGCAGUUGCACCUUGCCCCUUCAUGCCCAGUCGGUAUCUAAGCAGCACACUGCCGUUUCCAUAUCCGUGUUUCCUGCCAGUUCUCGGCGUAUUUGUGCUUCUGUAGAGGCGCUAGUGUGGGACAUGGGAAGCAUGAAUGGGACUCGGAAGGGCCGCUUAAAAUUGACUCCACACGUCCGCUAUGCUCUGAGUGAUGGGGACAAUCUGAUGUUGGCGGACAUCCCAUGCCAGUACUCCAGCUGUGUGGACCCAGAGAGUCUUGUGAACAGAGGCUCUGCGGUGGCCAUAGAGUCUCAAGUCACCAGAGAAGAUGUCGAGGUACAUACAAAUGGACAUGCUGAGGAACCGACCAGGGCGUCGUUUGAUGAACGUGGAGAGAUGAUGGAGGCCCCGGCCAGGACCAAAGUCCUGUCCUUUGAGCAGACCCCCAACCAGCCAGAGGAUAGCCUGGUGCCACUGUCGGACUCGGACGAAGAGCGAGGGGGAAAGGACAGAUGGAGGAAGACACUUGUGUCUGGAUCUGACUCUCCUGUAACCAGUCCUAUCUUCCUGAGCCCUACAAACAAAAUCAUCCCAGAAAGCGAAGACGAGAGUCCCAUCACACCUUCUUUGUCUUCCAAACAUCAUCCUACACGAUGUGUCAGUACCGACAAUGACGAGCAAGACUUUGGUGCUUGGCAGCAGCGACUGAAGAACCAAAAAGCGGCAAAGUUUAACGCCAUUGACGGCAAGGAAGAGGAGGGAGAAGUAUCACCUGAAGGGACCGAGCCAGAGAAGAGUGAAGGAGGUGCACCGGAGAGCCUGGAGAACAGUGUCAGCACCUGGGCAGAAAGUGGGUUAGACCAGCCCGGGCCAGCGCCCCCCUCAGAACUCAUUCAAGUGCUGAACAUGGACAGUGACACCGAUGUGGAGGGAGAGGAGGAAAGCUCGGUGUCAGUAGGUCCUGGGAGCCCAAACCGAACACAACCAGCUCCAACUCCACCUACGGCUAAUGCACCCUCUAGCCAGUUGGGCCAGUUCAUCAUGGACAGUGACACGGAUGUCGACGAUGAAGACGAUGGCGUUGAUUCCUCGAGGGCGACAACGGCCGGUGAAGCAAACACCACAGAGUCCCCCGCUGAGGCUCCGGUCGCACAGCAGACGGACAGCGACACAGACGUGGAAGGCCAUGAUAAUGAUGAUAAUGAUGAAGAUGAUGAUGAGCCAGACGGGGUAAGCAAGGCGACACACGCGUCGCCUCAGAGUGAAAACACGCCGGUGUCGUGGGCCGGAUCCACAGAGCCGCCAGACUUCCACCUGGGGAGCGACACGGAUGUGGAGGAGGAGGAGGAGGAGGAGGAGGAGGAGGGCGAUGCCGCCGUCCCAAAGAGCACGCCUGCUACGGUAGAAGCAGAGUCCCGUGGAGUUGUGUUUGCUUCCGCUGCCCCGCCGAACUUCGACUCGGGCAGCGACACGGACGACGAUUUCCUCCUCCGCGAGGUAAAUAGCGCCCCCUCGAGCGAGGCUGCCCCCCCAACACCGGCCCCCGCUGCGGACCCCAGCGCUCACCUGGACAUCCUGUCGGACAGCGAUACCGAUGUGGAGGAGGACUCCCCUCUGAUCCCAUCCGCCGUCGCCUCGGCGGUAAAUGCCGGGCCGAAGUCAUCGGCCCCCCCGUCCUCAUCCGGUCCUAUUUCCCAGGCCGCAGCCCUGGGGCCCGACUCUGACGCGGAUACGGACGUGGAGGAGAUCCGCAGCAGCCCCGGGGCGGUGGACGUCCGCACGGAACCGGCUGACAGCAGGAUGGACAGUGACACGGACCUGGAGGAGGAGGGCGGAGAAGGGGGGACGGAGGGAGGCCCGGUGUCGUGUUCCUCUGACGUGAAGGACCAGGGGCACAGAGCCUCCUUACAGCGCUGUUCAACUCCGAUGCAACUGUCAGGACUAGCUGUCGCAGAGAUGGAAACUCAGGAAUACCUCUGUCCCUCAAUAGAUCCUUUCAAAUGCCCCAGGGUUCCAGCCCUCAGACCCAUGGUGUCAUUGUCCUGCUCAGACAGCCAGGGGGAAGACGACUUUGUUGUGGCCGAGACCCAGUCCUUCAUAGUGGCCGAGCGGGACCAGCAAUCCAGUCCCUCGAGGAACUACACCCUGGAUGAAACCCAGCCCUUCAUCCCACAGGGCACAUCCAGGGAUGAGGAUGGUUUGUCUGACAGCCUCCACCUGCAAGCCAAGGAUCAAGCUUUAGCUAUAGAGAGCACCCAAGCCUUUAUCCUCCCAGAUGUGAACCUGGAGGCUACCCAAGAUUACGCGACCCCUCCCUCUCUGGACAGGAGCUCCAUGGAGCUGAACUCAGAGCUGGAGGCCACCCAGAGCUACCUAGGGAGUGCGGGGUCCAACGGUCGCUCCCCUGGCUCCGGGAUCAAGCGUCCGUUGGAUAUCGCACUGGAGGCGACGCAGGCGUUCAUCCCGGAGUCUCUCAGCGAUGUGGAUGCUGUAGAGGUGAAAGAAGUGGGCACAAUGGAUAUUGCUUCCGCCGAAACUCAGCUGAUGGACUUCCCCUCUGGAUACACGCUUGCCAUGGCCGAGACCCAACCGAUGUGUGAACUGCAGGAAGACGACGGGGAAGAAGUACAGGGGGAGGAAGCUCGAGCGGUAUCGUUGGGGACCAACUCUCUCUCCUCGGCUGAAACACAGCCGAUGGCUACGUCCGGAGAUGAGGAUGAGGAUUCUGUUCCAGCUCCACGCAAAAGAAGAGCCCGGAGGCUCGUUGAAGAGGAGGACACGCAGGUUAUGACCGGUUCGGGGCCUACUGCAGCCGGAACCCAGCCUGUUUCUUCCACAAGUAGUGAUGAGAGUAAGGAAGAAGAGGACGAACGCCCGGUCCUCAAACAAAUACGAUCAAGGAACCAAAGAAGGCUACACGGUGAAACCAGCACGCGUGCUACCGCUGCAGGUCCAGCACCAGAAGCAGACUCUGACACAGCUCAGCAAGCGACAGGACGGCCUAGGAGAGGGAGAGGCCGAAAGCCUGGAGCUGCAACCAGUAGAGGAGGGAGAGAGGAGGAGGAGGAGGAGGAGGAGGAGGAGGAGGAGGAGGAGAAGGAGCAAGAGCCUCAGCCUCAGCCUCCAGAAUCUCUGAGGAGCAUGGGAUCAAAGGGAAUAGCCUCUUCCUCCACCAGAGGAGGAACAGGGGAUGUCAUGCCAGAGGAGGGGAGGGGAGAGGAGGAGGAGACGGAGGCUGAUCAGGUGAGGCAGGGCGGGAGGAGGACAACUAGACAACCACGGGAAAAUGCAAGAGGAAAGAAAGAAAGGCUUGAGAGGGAAAGCAAAGAGCAAGCAGAAAAUGAGAGGAUGCUACAGGAGCAGGAAGAACAAGUGAAGAUGGAGCAAGCUUUGAGGGAAGAAGAGGAGAAGCAGAGGAUGGAGAGGGACCAAAGGGAGAAGGAAGAACAGGAGAGACUGGAGCGGGACAGAGAGGAGAGGGAGAGAUUGGAGGUGGAGGAAAAAGAAAGACUAGAGAGGGAAAGAAAGGAACAAGAAGAAAAAGAGAGAUUGGAACGAAUACAAAGGGAAAAGGAAGAACAAGAAAGACUGCAGCAUGAAAAGAAAGAAAGGGAGGAGAGAGAGAGAUUAGAGAUGGAAGAAAAAGAACGAGUAGAGCGGAAACAAAAGGCCCGAGAAGAAAAAGAGAGAUUGGAAAAGGAAGAACACGAUAAACUGGAGCGUGAAAAGAAAGAAAUGGAAGAGAGAUUGGAGAAGGAAGAGCAAGAGAGACUGGAAUGUGAAAAGAAAGAAAGAGAAGAGAGAUUGGAGAAGGAAAAGCAAGAGAGAAUAGAGAACCAACGAAAGGAGCGAGAAAAAAAAGCGAGAUUGGAACAAAUACAAAAGGAAGAAGAAGAAAGAUCGGAGCAGGAAAGAAAAGAGCAAGAGGAGAGGGCGAGAGAAGAACAAGAGAGAUUGGAGAAAGAAAGAAGAGAACUGGAAGAAACAGCAAGGUUGGAACGUGAAGAGAAGGAACUCAGAGAGAAGGAGAGAUUACAACUAGAAGAAAAGGAGAGGGGAAGAAAGGAACUAGAAGAAAAAGAGAGAAAAAGAAAGGAACUAGAAGAAAAAGAGAGGGAAAGAAAAGAACUAGAAGAAAAAGAGAGAAAAAGAAAGGAACUAGAAGAAAAAGAGAGAUUAAAGAGAGAAAAAAGGGAGCAGGAAAGGGAGAGAUUGAGGCGUGAGAAGGACGAAAGACAACAGAAGGCGGCGUUGGAACGAGAAGAGAGGGAGAAGUGGAGAAGGGCGCAGGAAGAAGAGGCAGGCCGGGCACGACUAGAGACUGAGAAAAGAGCAAGGGAAGAGAUGGACAGACGUGAUGAAAGGGAGCGAUUGAUGAGGGACGCCCUGGAGAGACAGCUGCUAGAGCGACAACGGACAGACACAGCCCAGGCACAGAGUGACCAGCAGACACUCAGAACCACCAGGGGUCGGAGAGCCACCAGAACCAGCGCCGCCGCCCCGCCUGAGCCCGCCCCGGAGACGGAACAUGGGCCCGCCUCCAGAACCAGGUCCCGCUCCAACUCAUCCAACUCGGUCAGCUCAGAGAGGUCCGCCUCGAGCGCCACGGCCCAGGAGAGCGGGCGCGGCCGGGGCCGGGGCCGGGGAGCCAAGAAGACCCACCCUCCGUCCGUGGGGGCUGGGACCUCCGCCAGGGAGAGCAGGAGGUGCAGGACGGUCACCGGUGACGCCCCGGCCGAGAGCAGCGAUCCGGGCCGCUCCACCAGGUCACGGUCCAACUCCACCGAAUCCCUGAGCUCCGAGGUCUCGGCCUGCAGCAGCGCCCCGGGCAGAGGCAGAGGGGCCAGAGGAGCCGGGAGAGGGAGAGGCAGGAAGACCUUGCCGGCCCCGGAGACCAACCCCCAGCCCUCCAGCGGCGGUCAGAGUGAGGUGGCCCCGGCCCCCAGGGCCUCCGCCAGAGGCAGGAGAACGAAGGGACCCGAUGCCACCGCUGUCGAGGGGGGAGGAGACGGGGAAGAGGAGACAGUCUCUCAGCCGGCUGCCACCACUAGGGGGCACAGGCGAACCAACGCAGCACAACCUGGAGCCGUUGGUGCAGAGGAACGAGAGGGCACCCCAGAAGACUCAACUCUGGUAGCACGUAGCACCGCAGGCAGGGGCAGAGGUCGCAGAGCCCAGGUGAAGGCUGAGCCGGCAGUGGCUCCAGUGACCGUCGAUAGGACUGAUGUGGGGGAAGAUAAUGGUAGUGGAGAAGCGAAGGGGGUGGGGGAGCUUGAGAGUGAGCCCAAAGAGAAGAAACCCGCCCCGGUCCGGAGGGGCAGAGGGUCCGGUGCUCAGGUGAAGAGAAACCCAAAGGAGCCACCUACACAGGAGAUGGUGGCGAAAGAGGAGGAGGAGGAGACUAUUAAGGGGAAGGUUAGGAGAGGUCGACAGUCGGUGGCCAAGAAGGUCAAGAAUGAGGAGGUGGCGGGAGAAGGGGUGGCGCCUGCCCCCCAGGUCGUGGAGAGAGACGGCGGGACCUCAGAGGUGACCCAGACCCCCGCUGGGAAAUCUUCCCGGAAGCGAGGCGCGGCUCCGGCGGAGGCCUCUCCCCUGGCCAAGUCUCCCCGUGGCUCCCUGGCCUCCCCUGGGGCCCGGCUGAGGGCCGCCUGCCAACCCUACAAGGUGUUAUUCACAGGGCUGGUGGACGAGGUGGGGGAGGAGGUGGUGGUCCGGCUAGGGGGCAGCCUGGCGCUGGGCGUGUCGGACAUGACCCACCUGGUGACGGACAAGGUGCGCCGCACGGUCAAGUUCCUGUGCGCCAUGGCCAGGGGCAUCCCGGUGGUCACCACCCAGUGGCUGGAGCAGAGUGCAAAGGCUGGUGGCUUCCUGUCUCCUACAGCUUACAUUGUGAAGGACAUGGAGCAGGAGCAGAAGUUUAACUUCCGUCUACAGGAAUCCAUCAGGAUCGCCAGUAUCCAGCCUCUAUUACAGGGAUACCAGAUCCACGUCACCAAGUCGGUGAAGCCGGAGCCGACGCACAUGUUAGACAUAAUUUCCUGUUGUGGCGCGAGCUUCCUGGCCAAGAUGCCCUCUUGCAACAAGGAGCAGACAGUGGUGGUGUCCUGUGAGGAGGACUGGCCACUCUGCGGUCCAGCGCUGGCCGCCUCCCUGCCGGUGGUCAGUGCAGAGUUCCUCCUCACCGGGAUCCUCCAGCAGAAGGCCGACGUGGAGACCCACGCCCUGCCCUCAGCCCCCGCCACGACCGCCCCCCCUCAGCCCGCCAGAGGCAGGGGCCGGAGGAGGACGUAGGGGCCUUGUGGAGACGGAAGUCACUAGCACAGACCCUACACGUCGUCCGCCACCGUGAACACGUACUCUCGGCCGAAAUUGAAGGAACGCUGGAUCGGACGCAGCUAGCAUCGCUGCGUUGAGUUAGCCGUAGCUUGGAAUGCCUUGCUGGGCUUCCUACAAGGACUGCAGUAUUAACCUAAUGACUUGGAUCUUUAGCCACGCAAUCUAGAAAGUGAGGGCUUUUGAGAGCCCCCCCACCUCACUCACACCGCGCCACCCGCAUAGGCAAUGAUUGAAAAAUAAAAUCACCCUGACCCUUGUUUUUCUGUACAAAUUGUAAGGGACUUUGUAAUCGGUUUAUGUUUUACUGUGCAAACUGCCUUGAUCUUCAUAUUUCCUGAUUGAUUGGAAGGUUAAUGUAGCCUUUUCUGAGAGGGAUGAGGUAUGCUUUGUGCUUUUUUGUAUGAGUGAAUGCAUUCCUAUGCUAAUGUAUAUACAUAAAAAAAAACAGGUAAAGGAAUAAAUUUAUAAUGUUUGACAGUGCCUAUCACAUUUCUCUUUGUUUGGCCCCUGUCCCAUGCCUCACAUUGUAAAAAGGCCGGGCAAGGGAAAAGUUGGCCUGACCCUACAUUACAAUGACGUUGUAAAACAUUCAUUCCAAUAUUAGUUUUUACAGAUGAACUAUUGCCAUCUGGGAGUAGUACUGAAAAAAAGUUUGAAACCAAGCAUGUUGAAUACUAUGGCCUGUAAUUAAAUGUUUGUUCCAUGUUUCCACUAUUUUUUCAAUGAUAAACCUCAGCACUUAGUUAAGUUGUGGCAAUGCUGUAUAAAAAUCGAAUAAAGGAUUGUAUCAUCUAUCCUUAUUGGUCGCUCGGUUGGUACUUAUUUGAUGUUUCAUUGAUUUUCUUGUCUUAUUUUGCUAUUAAAUAAAAUUAUAUUUGAUAUGAA
This is a messenger RNA of Gadus morhua (Atlantic cod), 7515 nucleotides long. RefSeq names its product mediator of DNA damage checkpoint 1 (gene mdc1). Bases 136 to 6585 code for a protein of 2149 amino acids. The transcript has 12 exons. NCBI's taxonomy places the organism in Eukaryota, Metazoa, Chordata, Actinopteri, Gadiformes, Gadidae. Gene Ontology annotation, cellular component: nucleus. Gene Ontology annotation, molecular function: protein binding. The record is from RefSeq and is a predicted model, not a curated record.